AUGAUUGCCCGCUCACUGACAGACAGCCAAGGGAAAAGUGUCAUUAAGAUCCCCAAGAAGUUUCUUCAAAGUGAUGCUGGAGAUGGAACUAGGGCAUCGCAACAAUAUCUUCAUGGCUACCAGUUGGUGCUUACGCUAGCGAGUUUAGUCACCACAUUGUUCAUUCUGGCUCUAGAUCAGACUAUUGUUCUGACAUUGUUGACGGAUGUCAGUAGCGACUUUGGCUCGUUUACUAAAGUGGGCUGGUUGACAUCUGGAUUCAUGCUUCCUAUGGCAUGUUUGGCCCCUUCGUAUGGAAAAGUGUCCAUUGCAUUUGGAAGAAAGAACACAUUGGCUGCAGCCAUUAUCAUUUUUGAGAUUGGCUCUCUUAUUGCUGCAUUGGCCCAGAACAUGGACAUGCUCAUAGGAGGAAGAGUCAUUCAAGGUAUAGGUGGAGGAGCCAUUCAAGCUAUGGUGAUUGUGAUUAUCUCAGAAUCUGUUCCAAUCCACAAGAGACCACUUGCAAUGGCACUCAUUGGCAUAACAUUUUCAGUAGCCUCUGUUUGUGGACCUUUCAUUGGAGGAGCCUUCACUACACAUGUCACCUGGAGAUGGUGUUUCUACAUUAAUUUGCCCAUCGGAGCACUCGCACUAAUCAUGCUUCUUAUUGCACUUCAUCCUCCUCCUCCGGAGGGAAGUGUGCGGGAGAAAUUGGCCAAGAUUGAUUUUCUUGGUACAUUUCUUAUUACAGCCGGCUUGGUUUUGGUGCUCUUGGCUCUUACUUUUGGAGGAAACGAGUACGCAUGGAAUUCAGCUGCUGUCAUUGUCCUUUUUGUAUUGGGGGGUGUAGUGUUAGUUCUCUUCAUGGGUUGGAACUUCAUGUUGUCUAAGAAUCCGCUCAUAGAUGGUAGAGUUGUUGCUGUACCUCAAAUUAUGGCUGCUUGUCUCUCUGCCUGCUUCUCAUUCAUGUUCUUCAUGGGUCUCAUGAACUACUUAGCUAUUUACUUCCAGGUCAUUCACCGUGCUUCCGCCUGGCAGUCUGGUGUUGACUUGUUACCAUUUGUCAUCACCGUUUCUUUGACCGCCACAUUCAACGGCAUUUUCAUGAGAUUUACUCGUUUCAUUAAGUUGACCAUGAUGACUUCGGCAAUUCUUGGCCCAGUCGGAGUGGGAUUGCUCCUUUUGCUUGGUCGCCAUACUAGCACGUCUACAAAGAUUGGUGUGUUGAUCCCGGCUGGUGUAAGUGUUGGCUUCCAAUUCCAAAGCACUCUUUUGGCUGCUCAAGUGAAGGCUCCGGGCCAUAUUGAAGGCUCCAUGAUAAUGGUCACUGUGUUCUUGAACUUCUGCAAGUCACUCGGUGGCGUUGUGGGUGUGGUGGCUUGUCAGGUUUUACUUUUGGCAAGAGGUCAAAUUUACAUUGAUGAAGCCCUCAGGUCUUCUGGUAAUCAGCAAUCCUUCUCGUCCCUGACCAAGAAGGCGUUAUUACAGGCUCCCCAGGCGAUCUGGAAUUUACCUGAGGAUGCCAGGAACGCUACUUUGGAUGCAUACAUGAAAGCAUUAAGGGAUGUUUUCUAUCUCAACCUUGCAUUUGCUGUGGUGGCACUCGUAUUUGCAUUGUUCACAACCAACGAGAAGAUCCCAAAGAAAAGUCAACUACAGCAUAGCGAUGACAAACCCGAAGAAAAGGAGGGUCCGGAUUUGAACUCUCUGACCUCGGACGUUUAG
Messenger RNA from Sungouiella intermedia, 1704 nucleotides. NCBI's taxonomy places the organism in Eukaryota, Fungi, Ascomycota, Pichiomycetes, Serinales, Metschnikowiaceae. The record is from the annotation of a GenBank genome assembly.